Molecule: messenger RNA, 1386 nt
Organism: Purpureocillium lilacinum
Lineage: Eukaryota; Fungi; Ascomycota; Sordariomycetes; Hypocreales; Ophiocordycipitaceae
Molecular function (GO): metal ion binding; ATP binding
Source: RefSeq, a predicted model, not a curated record
AUGGCACCGCCAAUCGAGCUCGACGCAACGCUCAAGGAGCUAUAUGAGCUGAGCGGCAAUCACCAUGGGGAGAUCUACCUCAUCACCGUGUUCCCCACGGCCCAGGCCCAGACGAUUCCCGGCCUUGCCGCGUGCAGGAAAUACGCCUUUCAGGACGGCCUGUGGCCCAAGACAGGGAGCAUCCAGGCUCGCCUCUUCACCCAGGUUCUGCCACAGUGGCUUGCCAUGGUUGCGGGUCAGAUGAAGCUUGUCAUGUUCGAUCUCGAGCAGCCGGGAACCGACGACGUGGAUCAACAGGCCCGCGCGGAUACCGCAGAAGUUUUGGGCCAGAUAUGCGAACGCCAGCGCCCGACAGUCAUAUACGUGCGGAACACAUCCGAUAUCGUACUCCCCCCCGAGGCCGUGCUGUCGGUGGUCAGCCCGCUUCACUGCCUCGAGCACCUCCCAGCACUGGUGCCAUUCGACAGCCAAUAUCGGGCGCUCUCGAAGCGGGACUUGGCUCUCUCCAGCGUCCCGACUCCGCCGUCUACUGUCAUCGACACGGUCCUCGACGAUGUCGACCAAGUCCAGGAGCCGCGACUUCGAAAGACGGAGGUAGCGCGCAUACUGGGUGUCAUCGAGCAGACGGCACCACCGUUUGUGAUCAAGUUUCCUCAAGGACGCGGUGGCUUUGGGACCUUGAUCGUGCGGAGCGAAAGCGAGCGUGCCGAGACUGUCACUCUCCUGCGUCCCGAAAUCGACAACAUGCUUCAGCAGCUGAACCACUCAAAUCGUCACCUGCAUCCGGCGAGCCUCAUUGUCCAGAAAAUGGUCCACGGCUCGACCGUGGCUCUUUGCAUGUUCUUACCCAAGGAUGGAGCCCCAAUCAUUUCAUCUUGCACUGACCAGCUCAACGACAAUCAGGGGCACUGGGAGGGCUCUCACAUCGACUACUCCCAACAGUCGCGUUUAAGGGACGAGGUUAUGCCCGUGGCAGAGCUGAUCGGUGCCCAUCUGCGUAGGCUCGGCUACUACGGCCCGGUCGGCGCGGAAAUCAUGAUCGGCCCUAACAACGAACAUUUUGUCGUCGACCUCAACGCGCGCCUGACAGCGUCGCAUCUGUUGGGCUUCAUGAAGGGGCACUUUAGUGUGGAUCGGGGCUUGAAUGACGCAGCCAUCUUGGUUCCGAUUGUCGACAUCAGCUUGCGCGAGUUCAAAAGAAAGUUUAGCAAGGAGUUGGACGAAGGGCGGAUUGUCAUCGCGGGUUGGAGCCAUGGACCGGAGGGAAAGCUCAAUGUGACGGCCAUUGUCGUGGCCGCGGAGGACAUGUCGGGCCUGAACAAACUCGCGGAGCGUGUCCAUGCGCUCAAGGCGGUCAGCAGCUUUGCUUCGCUGCCUACGUCUUAA